Molecule: messenger RNA, 2605 nt
Organism: Labeo rohita (rohu)
Lineage: Eukaryota; Metazoa; Chordata; Actinopteri; Cypriniformes; Cyprinidae
Product: NLR family CARD domain-containing protein 3-like
Exons: 6
Coding region: 359-2386 (675 amino acids)
Source: RefSeq, a predicted model, not a curated record
AUAUAGCACAGACCUUUGCACUGAAUUCAGUGAAAGCUGGUGUCUGUUUUGAUAUGCAUGGUUAUACGUGAAAGCAUGUGGACGCUGCAGGUGACUUUAGCUUUUAAGUUUUUCCUGAAAGACGUGUUUUCUUCCUGAAAGACGUGUGUCUUUUCAAAUGAAGUGAUUUUGUUGCUGUUUUGUGUUGUUUAUGGUUCUUUUUUAGCAUUUGUAUUAACAUAAGACUUUUUUAUUGUGUAUUUGAGUGAACGCCACCGUCGUUCUGCUGUUUCCGAUCCGUUCAGAUGAAUGAUUUGUUUGUCAUUUCCACCCAGAGUAAGUGUUGGAGAUCUCACUCUUCUGUCUGUUCAGCUUCAUCAUGGAUGACACACAAACACACCAAGAUGAAGAUUUUUCUCCAGGAUGCAGUUCAGUUCAUCAGAAGAAAUCAGAACCAGAGCCCAGCUGUGUGUCUAUGAGGAGUGAUGCUUCUUUGCCUCGUCCAUUUAAUUUUAAGAGUGAUGACACAAGUUGUGACCUUGAGCAGGUCACUAUCACCAAUAUCAGAGUGUUUCUUGAUUCAAGGUCAAUUUUGCAACACAGGUCAGUUGUAACAAAACCCGUCUGUAAGAAAUAUGACCAGUCUAUGAAUCAACCACAAGACAACACGUAUCCUGGUGUAAGGCAUGAAGUCCUUAAAAUGUUUAGAUCAAACCUGUUGAAGAAGUUUGAGCGUCUGUAUGAGGGAACAGCGACGCAGGGAAACCCAACACUCCUGAAUGAGAUCUACACAGAGCUCUACAUCACAGAGAGUGAGAGUGGAGAGAUCAGUAAUGAGCAUGAGGUGAGACAGAUUGAGACACAAUCCAGGAGAACAGCAACAGAGGACACAGCCAUCAAAUGCAAUGACAUCUUUAGACCUUUACCUGGACAAGACAAAGCCAUCAGAACUGUGCUGACAAAGGGAGUCGCUGGCAUUGGAAAAACAGUCUCUGUGCAGAAGUUCAUCCUGGACUGGGCUGAAGGGAAAGAGAAUCAGGACGUCCAGCUCAUAUUUCCACUUCCUUUCAGAGAAAUUAACUUGAUGAAGGACAAAACACUCAGUCUUUCAGAUCUUGUUCAUGUGUUUUUCCCUGAAACAAAAGAAAUGGAAAUAUCCAGUGAUGAAGAUAAAGUGUUGUUCAUCUUUGAUGGUCUGGAUGAGUGUCGUCUGUCUCUGGACUUUAAGAGUAAAGUGAAACUGUGUAAUAUAUCUGAAUCAGCCUCAGUGGACGUGCUGCUGAUGAACCUCAUUGUGGGGAAUCUGCUUCCCUCUGCUCUCAUCUGGAUCACCUCCAGACCAGCAGCAGCUGAUCUCGUCCCCUCUGAGUGUGUCCAUCGAGUGACAGAGGUACGAGGCUUCAAUGAGCCACAGAAGGAGGAAUACUUCAGGAAGAGAAUCAGUGAUCAGAGUCUGGCCUACAGGAUCAUCUCACACCUGAAGUCAUCAAGGAGCCUCUACAUCAUGUGCCACAUCCCAGUGUUCUGCUGGAUCUCAGCCGCUGUUCUAGAGAAGAUGUUGAAAAAAAUAUGGAAAGGAAAGAUUCCCAAGACUCUCACUCAAAUGUACACACACUUCCUGAUCCUUCAGACCAAAAUCAAACGUGAGAAGGACUAUGAGAAGAAUGUGACAGAUGAAGACAUGAUCCUCAAACUGGGGAAAGUGGCUUUUGAGCGGCUUGUGAAAGGCAACGUGAUUUUCUGUGAGGAAGACCUGAGAGAGUGUGGCAUUGAUGUGACAGAAGCAUCAAUGUACUCAGGAUUGUGCACUCAGAUCUUCAGAGAGGAGUUUGGCUUGUGUCAGGGGAAAGUCUUCUGCUUUGUUCAUCUGAGCAUUCAGGAACAUCUAGCAGCUCUAUAUGUGCACCUCUCCUGUACAAACCACAAUAGAAAUGUGUUUGACCAAAUCACCAAACACAGAUUGUGGUCUAAAGUGAAAGAACAGCUUCAACUCAGUUCACUUAAACAUGUUUCAUUAUCUGAUCUGCAUCAGAGAGCUGUGGAUGAGGCUCUACAAAGUAAAAAUGGACAUCUGGAUCUUUUCCUGCGGUUCCUUCUGGGUUUGUCAGUGGAGUCUCAUCAGAUUCUUCUACAACAAAUAAUGAUGAUGAAAAGAAGCAGAUCUGACAGUAAUGAGAAAACAGUUGAGCACAUCAAGAAGAAGAUCAGGACCAUUGACUCUCCAGAGAAAUCCAUCAAUCUGUUCCACUGUCUGAAUGAACUGGGUGAUCGUUCACUAGUGGAGGAAAUACAACAGUAUCUGACAUCUGGAACAAUAAAAGAAACCAAACUCUUUUCAUCUCAGUGGUCAGCUGUAGUUUUUGUGUUGCUGACAUCAAAAAAAAGAGCUGAAUAUGUUUCAGCUUGAUCAAUUUGUUAAAGGAAAUAAUAAGACUGGAAAUAUGAUAGUACUUCAGAAGUUGCUGCCUGUGAUUAAAGAAUCCAGAUCAGUUCAGUUGAGUUAUUGUGGCAUCACAGAUGAAGGUUGUGCUUCUCUGGCUUCAGCUCUGAGAUCAAACCCCUCGAACCUGAGACAACUGAGUCUGUCUGGGAAUAAACUAGGAGAUUCUAGUUGGAAGUUACUCUC